Molecule: messenger RNA, 2505 nt
Organism: Aspergillus heteromorphus CBS 117.55
Lineage: Eukaryota; Fungi; Ascomycota; Eurotiomycetes; Eurotiales; Aspergillaceae
Product: SLM1 family PH domain-containing protein
Exons: 4
Coding region: 1-2505 (834 amino acids)
Source: RefSeq, a predicted model, not a curated record
AUGGCUAUGGCCGUUAGGUCGCAGACGCCGGUGCAGGACACAUACGGCGCGAUCCCUCACCAUCCCGAUCUCCUGCUGAAUCGCGGGUACAGCACGCGCUCCAGCUCCCGACCGAAUUCCAUGAUCGUUACCAGCUCCGGUUACCUCCCACACGGCGCCAACGCCGAACCUACUUCGUUCGCCCACAACGGCCGGUUCCACGAGGAAUUCGAUGCGACUAGCCAACGCGGCUCAGUCGUUCUAGACGGUCCGUCCAGCGCGGGCAUGCAACGAUCCGUCUCUCAGAUGUCACAGUCGCGCUCCGCAACCCCGACCCGGUCGAGUACAUUGAAGAAGAAAGCCUCCCUUACCAAGCGAGGAAGCAUGCGUCGUAGCAGCAGCAAGCGAAGCUUGCGUGCGGGCAGUGUGAGGAGUCUCGUCUUGGGCGACAAGGAGAAGUAUGGCGCCGACGAGGACCCGAACAGCGCGUUCUAUAUCCCUGUUCCCACCAACGGGAGCCCAACCGAGGUCCUAGCGAACCGCUUUCAAGCGUGGCGCAAGGUCCUCAAAGACCUCAUUGUCUUCUUCAAGGAGAUCCAGAAAUCGUACGAAACCCGCUCCAAACUGUUUCUGUCAGCGUCGAAUAUCAUGCAAAACACCUCCCUGCCACCGACUUUUCUCAAAUCUGGCGGUCUCGCGGAUGCGACCGAGGUGCUGAGGGACUUUCACCGACAAGGGUACACGGAAGCGAACAAGGCCGCUGAAGUGGAAAGUGAGGUGGUCAACCAGCUAAUGGGAUUGCGAAACGACCUGCAAAAGAAGACCAAGGAAAUCCGCAGUCUUUCGGGCGACUUCCGCAACUCCGUGGAUAAGGAAGUGGAGGCUACUCGCAAAAGCGUGCGACACUUGCAUGAAGCGCUGGGCAUGGUUGACACCGACUCUUCGGCUACGUCAGGCAAAGGCGAUCCUUUCAUUGUCCGCUUGAAUGUGGACCGACAGAUUGAGAAGCAGAUCGAAGAAGAGAAUUAUUUGCACAGGGCCUUCCUGAACCUGGAAAACUCCGGUCGCGAAUUAGAAUCCAUCGUGGUGGGCGAAAUCCAAAAGGCCUAUAACGCAUAUGCCAGCAUCCUGAAGCGGGAAGCGGACGAGACAUACGACACGGUCGAGAAACUCCGCGCGGGACCGAUUUCGAUGCCUCACGAUCAUGAGUGGAACUCAUUCGUCGCGACCACGGACGAACUGGUCGAUCCGCGUGUUCCUCUCCGCGAUGUGGAGAACAUCACAUACCCGGGUAAGGAUCAUCCCGCUGCUGCGGAGGUCCGGUCCGGGAUGUUGGAGCGCAAGAGCAAGUAUCUGAAGAGCUAUACGCCUGGCUGGUAUGUCUUGUCUCCAACGCAUCUGCAUGAGUUCAAGUCUGCCGAUCGGGUGGCCUGGCAACAACCGGUGAUGUCAUUGAACCUCCCGGAGCAGAAGCUGGGGUCGCACUCUCAACCGGACUCGACGUCGCACAAGUUCAUGCUGAAGGGACGUCAGACCGGUACGAUGCACCGCGGUCACUCGUGGGUCUUCCGCGCCGAAUCCCACGAGACGAUGAUGGCGUGGUACGAAGAUAUCGAGAGCCUAAUAUCGAAGACCGGGGAGGCUCGAAACGCGUACGUGCGACAGCAUAUUCGGACCGUGAGUGGCACAGGUUGGCGGAACAGCAGCGACGGAAUGGACGAGGACGAAGCGGACAGGACGCCGUACUCAGCCGAGUCGGCGGUUUUGCACCAGGAACGCCCAACUUCCCAGCCUCGUCAGCCGGGGGGGCGUUUCCCCAGUGACGUGCAGAUAGACCGCCACUUGGAGGCUCCACUGUCGCCGUCUAGCGGAGAGAGCUCCGGCGACAGGGAUCUCCUAGCUGCAGCGGGCUCGUUUCCCGACGGCCGAACUUCCUUCAGCAAUGAGAUGGACGAGAGCCAUGCCCGGACCGCCGCCGGCUUGACCGACCGACCGUAUCCCGCCGAUGUCGAGAGGCACGACAGCUACUAUGGCAACUGGAUGGGCACUUCAGACGCCGCCAUGCGACAGAGACAGCAGCUUGCUCAGCAGGGGCACAAUCCCGUCGACCACAGAGAGACCGCCUGGUCCGAUCGGGGAAACACUUCGAACUCCUUCUUUGUUGCAGGGCUCGGAUCCACGAGCUCGCGCGACCCGUCUCUGACUCGUCAGAGAAACCGCGGCGAGAGCGCCUCGACUGCGCCUACCACCGCCAACCUGACUGACUACACCCAUACCACCGUGCCGACUUCGAUUGACGAAAGCGAAGAGUCGCCCCAUGGUGGCUUUGAACUCGACGGCGUGAAAGGAGACAGACCGGCAGAUAGCUCUUCAGUCCGGACCGCACCAGCUGGACCUGUCGGGAACGAUGCGGCCGUCUCGCAGAAUGGGACUGCGAAGCGUCCCUCGGCUCAAUCCAAGGGCAGUGUGUCGACGCUGGAACUGCGGAUUCCAGGCCACUACCCGCCAGCCAAUCUGGCUGCAUAA